AUGGUCCGUCAUAAGAAAGACAAUUUCUCUCGAGGAGGCAAGAAAUCCUCUCACCCCCGCUCGCGACCGGUGCCCCGCGAUGAUGGAGAUGAGGCUGGCGGCGCAUCAUCGCGCCCUGCGUUUAAGGCUGCUUGCUGGGACAUGGGCCACUGCGACCCUAAACGGUGCUCUGGAAAGCGCCUGAUGAAGCUGGGACUAAUGCGAGAGCUCCAUAUUGGCCAGCGCUUCCCUGGUGUGAUCGUCUCGCCUAAUGCGAAGAAGGUUAUCUCACCAGCGGACAAAGAGCUUAUGGAACAACACGGUGCAGCGGUCGUGGAAUGUUCCUGGGUACGAGUCAAGGAAGUGCCUUGGUCGCGGAUCGGAGGAAAAUGCGAACGACUUUUGCCCUAUCUCAUCGCUGCUAAUACAGUUAACUACGGCAAACCAUGGCGGUUGAACUGUGUCGAAGCGCUCGCGGCCUGCUUCUGCAUCUGCGGACACCAGGAAUGGGCGGAACAGAUCCUGAAGAAUUUCAGAUACGGAGAGGCCUUUUUGGAAAUCAAUUCCGAAUUAUUCAAGCUCUAUGCUGCUUGCAGUACCGAAGAGGACAUCAAGAGGACCGAAGAGGAGUGGUUGGCCAAGAUUGAAAAAGAGUACGAGGAUAGUCGGGUGGAGGGAGAGGAUAUCUGGACUGUCGGAAACACCAAUCGCUUGCCGGCAAACGGAGGCUCGGAUGAUGAUGAAGACGACGAUGAUGAGAGUGGAGAAGAGGGCAGUGAUGCCGAGGAAGAAAGCGAGGAGGAGGAGGAUAAGGAUCCAUUUGCCAUCUCUGACGACUCCGAGGAUGAAGAACAGAUGGCGGAAAUUCGGCGCAAGAUCCUCGAGUCAAAAUCUUUCAAAAAUCCGUCAGUGUCGGACAAAGAACUUCCAGAGAAGAUCGCGAAGCCCGAGCCUGCGUACGUCGACUCUGAUGCCGAAUCUGGCUCGGCAGGGAGCGAGGACGGGGACUUUGACAACAUUAUCAACGCCACUACCGUUACAGACCGUACUGGUAUUCAAGAGAUCCAGCGCCGCAGAGGACAGGAAACUGUUAGUGCUUCAUUCUCUCGGGCUGAGAUCUCUGCGCCGAAGCGAUGGUGA
Messenger RNA from Penicillium pulvis, 1119 nucleotides. RefSeq names its product ribosome biogenesis TSR3 family protein. Bases 1 to 1119 code for a protein of 372 amino acids. The transcript is spliced from 3 exons. The record is from RefSeq and is a predicted model, not a curated record. Lineage: Eukaryota; Fungi; Ascomycota; Eurotiomycetes; Eurotiales; Aspergillaceae. Gene Ontology annotation, molecular function: rRNA small subunit aminocarboxypropyltransferase activity. Gene Ontology annotation, biological process: maturation of SSU-rRNA.